AUGUUCCCUUUUACGAGCAUAUCAAUAUUGAGCUUCAUCGGGGUUGCGAUUGGCUCAGUUUGUCGCGACGGGGUUCAUAAUGUGUUCACAAUUGACUCGAUUGGAAAUGAUUCUCUUCCAGUCAUUGUUCGCAAUAUUACCAUAUUUGUAUAUGAUGUUGAUAUGAAGCCGUCUUGCUAUAACAAGAAAGUGAAUGUGGUACUUCCCGGGUAUUUUGUGAUCAAAUCAGGUGAAGUUGAGACAUCGCGCGACUUCGAUGUCGUCAAAUCCGGUGAUGUCGCUGUCUCGAUUGCACUUGACGGCGACAAUAUUUGCCUCAACGGCCAUUCCGAUAUGGUCAUUGUUCCUGACUCUUUAUGUAACUUCGAGAUGUGCUCAUUUGUACCGGUUGAUAUUUGCGAACUUCUUGAAACUAAAGGAUUGCAUACACUCGAAGAGCUAGAGGAGAAGAAAGCGUUCAACGCCACUUUGGAAUUGCCGCCGUCGCCGAAUUUUCUGGGAAUUUCGCUGUUGGAUAUUUUGAAAGGAAAUUAUCGAAUCAAAAUCGCGAUCAAAUCGAACGGCGAGAAAAUUGCCGAAUUUGCGAUUCCGACGGGUUACAUCGAUCUGAAAAUGGGCAUGCGAGAAGAUGAGGAUGACUAG
Molecule: messenger RNA, 642 nt
Organism: Caenorhabditis bovis
Lineage: Eukaryota; Metazoa; Nematoda; Chromadorea; Rhabditida; Rhabditidae
Source: the annotation of a GenBank genome assembly